Molecule: messenger RNA, 1377 nt
Organism: Mangifera indica (mango)
Lineage: Eukaryota; Viridiplantae; Streptophyta; Magnoliopsida; Sapindales; Anacardiaceae
Product: LRR receptor-like serine/threonine-protein kinase IOS1
Exons: 5
Coding region: 16-1377 (453 amino acids)
Source: RefSeq, a predicted model, not a curated record
CUCGCUUUCCUGGUUAUGAACUUAAUGAAAUAUAAAUAUUUAUUUAUUAAUAUGUUCAAGUGUUUCCUCUUUUCAGUUCUAGCUGGUUUAGCUCUUGCGGUUUCUCAGGUUGUUGCCCAGGAUCAGACAGGUUUCAUCAGUCUGGAUUGUGGGUUACCAAGUGAUUCUGAAAGCUACAAUGAAACAACAACGGGGUUACAUUACAUUUCAGAUUAUGAUUUCGUUGAAACUGGAGAUAGUAAGAGUAUAUUGCCCGAAUUUCAGGCGGGGAAGCAGCAGGAAACGUGGCACCUCAGAAGCUUUCCUGAAGAACUCAGAAACUGCUACAGAUUCAACCUCACACAGGGCAAUGAAUAUUUGAUCAGAGCGGUAUUCCUAUAUGGUAACUAUGAUGAGCUUGGAAAUUUACCCAAAUUUGAUCUGUAUUUGGGGCCUAAUAAAUGGGAAACCAUAUCAUUAACAAACGCAUCAACUGUUUCAAUCAAGGAGCUCAUCCAUGUCCUCCCAAGAAGUUACUUACAUGUCUGUCUUGUGAAUACUGGUUCUGGGGUUCCUUUCAUUAAUGCUAUUGAGAUCAGGCCUAUGAACAAUGGCAUUUAUAACAACACUGAAUCUGUAUCCUUGAAUCUCUUUGCUCGGCUAGACGUUGCUUCAGAAUCCAAUCAGACAAUAAGGUACAAAGAUGAUGUCUAUGAUCGAAUCUGGAUCCCGUAUAAUAAAGAUGAGUGGAAACAGUUGAGUACGAAUCUUACUAUUGAUUCUGACGGUGACAACAGUGGCUUCCAGCCUGCAUCUAUUGUCAUGAGGACUGCUGCGGUGCCCAAAAAUGUUAGCGGAUCUUUGGAUAUUUCAUUGAAAGUUGAUGAUCCCAGCCUUCAAUUUUACACUUAUGUCCACUUUGCUGAAAUUCAGAAGCUUCAGGGUAACGAGUCCAGAGAAAUGAACAUUUUUCUGGGAGAAGAAUAUUGGUAUGGACCUUUUAAUAUUGAUGGUUACUUGUCAACAACCACAAUAUACAGCAUAUCGGCGUCGUCUAUCAAUGGUGGAAAUUAUACAAUAUCAAUUCAGAGAGCUGAAAAUUCAACUCUUCCUCCCAUCCUCAAUGCCAUCGAAAUCUUUUCUGUGAAAGACUUCUUGGAGCUGCAAACCGACGAAAAUGAUGUUGACGCUAUAAUGAAAAUCAAGUCCAGUUAUGGGCUAAAGCGAAAUUGGCAGGGAGAUCCAUGUGCUCCUCAAGCAUAUUUAUGGGAUGGUCUAAAUUGCAGCUACGAUGGUAAUGACCCACCUCGAAUUAUAUCCUUGAACUUGUCCUCAUGGGGUUUGAUUGGAGAGAUACUUUCAUACUUGAUCAAUCUCACAUCGAUAGAGUAUUUGUAA